This is a messenger RNA of Paramisgurnus dabryanus, 2891 nucleotides long. It is a transcript of the gene adam28, whose product is annotated as ADAM metallopeptidase domain 28. Gene Ontology annotation, cellular component: plasma membrane. Gene Ontology annotation, biological process: proteolysis. NCBI's taxonomy places the organism in Eukaryota, Metazoa, Chordata, Actinopteri, Cypriniformes, Cobitidae. The record is from RefSeq and is a predicted model, not a curated record. Gene Ontology annotation, molecular function: metalloendopeptidase activity.
AGAGACAGAUAUGAAGUCAGCGUGCCUUGAGUUUCACUCAUCUGAAAUAGGGGAUAAAGGAAUUAAGCAACUGACCACUUGUUGCACUCUUAAAUGAGCCUAAGAGAAUAGGAUUUAAUUGGGUGUAAUGUGGGUGAUUGAAGCGGGCACUGUGCAAUGGGUGGAAACCAAAGCCUGGUAACUAUCUCAGCAGACCAGUCAUUAUAAAGGAAUUAAUCUCGCAGAUGAUUUAACUUACUAGUGUGAAGAGCCUUUGAUAUCCUUCAAAAGCACAGACGAUGGGGGAAGCAGGACAUUGAAUUAAUAUUAGCUGUACAAAAAUAAAAUCAGAGGAUAUUACACUGCAGAAAGCGGAUUCUGUUUUGGCUCAAAUUAUCAGUUUUCAUGCAUGGCUUGGCAAUUUGACACUGUCAGGAUGUGUGAAAGCUCAAAGACUGAAAAUAAGUAGAAGGAAUGAUGAUGAUCAUCCAAAACACCUCUGCAUGCUUUCUAGUGAAUGCUCAUGUGAAAUAACGGCAACGGCAAGUGAAGAGCUUCUCUUUGAGUCCAUGUAUAGCUCCAAGACUUCCCUGCUUAAGGUGUGGCCUACAUCACAGCCCAGGUGAUCAACACAUUGGACGUAACCUACGCCUAACUGACCGAUACUGUAUCAGUUGUUUUGCACAGAGACAAUGGCAGGGCAACAUCUCAUGUUGUGGAUCUUCACUCUGAGUCUUUCAUUUGAUCCCUCAGUUAGUCACAUUUCUGAGAUUGAUGGAAUAAAGGUUUAUGAUGUGGUUCGACCAAUCAGGAUACAUGACCUGCACAAAAGAGAUUUAAAGUCAAGACCUGACACAAUGAAGUAUGCUAUGACACUGGGUGGUAGAGACAUUGAAAUGCAUCUUCAGAGAAAUGAUGGUCUACUGACAGAUGAUUACAGUGAGAACCACUACACUGAAGAUGGGACGCUUGUCACAUCCACGCCUGAUGAUCUGGAUUUAUGUUACUAUCAUGGGAAAAUAGUGAACGACAGCGACUCAUCGGUUAGCAUGAGCACGUGUGAUGGACUACGAGGAUAUUUCCAGACAGCGGAGCAGAGGUUUCUGAUUGAGCCAUUAUCUGAAAACACUGAUGGCGAUCACGCUGUCUUUAAGUAUGAGGACAUUAAAGAGGACAAACCUGCGGUUUGUGGAGUAACCAACACUACUUGGGAUAAGAGUGAGGAUGGCACUCCUCCACGCCUCAGCAAAUCACGUUCUCGUUCCUCAGGGCCAACUUUGUUCCAGCAACAAAAGUACAUUGAGUUGUUCAUUGUGGCCGACAACAGGGAGUUUAAAAAAAUGGACAGCGAUCUCAAAAAGUUGAGAAACAGGAUAUUUGAAAUCAUCAACUUCAUCAAUAAUGUUUAUAAAGAAAUCAACACAUUUGUGGCUCUGACUGGGUUGGAAGUGUGGACAGACACCGAUAAGAUAACCGUAUCCUCUGUUGCUGGAGCAACCUUGGAUGGCUUUAGCAAGUGGAGGAGCAGUGAUCUCAUGAAAAAAAAACGGCAUGACAAUGCCCAACUUCUCAGUGCGAUUGAUUUUGAAGGAGCGACUGUGGGCCUAGCUUACAUUGCAACUGCGUGUGGAGGUCUCUCAACGGGGAUUAUACAGGAUCAUAAUGCGAGGGCCAUAGCUGUUGGGGCUACAAUGGCCCAUGAGAUGGGUCACAAUCUUGGCAUGAACCAUGACACCAACAUCUGCAGCUGUACUGAAAAAACCUGCAUCAUGACACCCGCUCUCAGCUAUGUGAUCCCUCAACAUUUCAGCAGCUGUAGUACUGGAAGCUUUGAGCAGUACUUGAACACCAAAAACCCGGAAUGUCUUCUAAAUGUGCCCAAAGCCAUAGAUUUGCUUCAGCCUGCAGUGUGUGGUAAUGGGUUUGUGGAGAAAGGAGAAGAAUGUGAUUGUGGAACAUUGCAGGAGUGUACAAACCCAUGCUGCAAUGCGACCACCUGCAAAUUAUCAGAGGGCUCACAAUGUGCAGCGGGAGAUUGUUGUGACAAUUGCAAGAUAAUGUCACCGUCACAUAUGUGUCGUCCAGUAAACAAUGAGUGCGAUCUACCCGAGUACUGCAGUGGAAAAGCAGCUGAAUGUCCUGAAGAUGUCUUUACAGUCAAUGGACUUCCUUGCAUGAAUGAAAAAGGCUACUGCUUUAACGGACAGUGCCCGUUAAAAGAAGACCAGUGCGUUAAAAUGUGGGGUCCGACUGCCGAUGUGGCUCAAAACAAUUGCUACGACAAAAACACAAGAGCACAGUACUUUGCCUACUGCAAGCGCACUGCUGAUCAAUAUAUUGGAUGCCAGAAAGAAGAUAUUAUGUGUGGAAAACUGUUCUGUGAAAAUGGCAAUAAAAAUCCUAAUUACGGACGCCUGGUACAAUUCAACAACUGUAAAGCUACUUUCUACAGCAACCCUGCCGAAGAUUAUGGACAAGUUGACACUGGCACCAAAUGUGAUGAUGGGAGGGUUUGCAGCAAGAAUGAGUGUGUUGACUUAGAGACGGCUUACAAAGCAACCAACUGCUCAGCCAAGUGCAAAGGACAUGGGGUGUGUGAUCACAAACUGGAGUGCAGAUGUGAGCCUGGUUGGUUGCCACCGAACUGUGAUACACCAGUAUCAAGUGAAGGCUUGUCUCCAGAUGCAAAAAUAGCCAUCGCCGUGAUUGUCUGUCUGCUGGUUGGGAUCAUUCUGAUUGGGCUGGGCGUCUUCCUGUUCAAACGGAGACAGAGAAGACCAACUGGCCUUCCAACCCAUAGGAAAACUCAUGUGGUCGACAUUCCCAGCUACAGCCAACAGAGACUGAUGACGCCUAACCAGAAACCAACAGCAGUAAGAACAUCUAUCUAUCUAUAAUUUAUCUAAAAAAAA